Molecule: messenger RNA, 902 nt
Organism: Alternaria alternata
Lineage: Eukaryota; Fungi; Ascomycota; Dothideomycetes; Pleosporales; Pleosporaceae
Exons: 1
Coding region: 161-739 (192 amino acids)
Source: RefSeq, a predicted model, not a curated record
AAAUAUUCCGUGUCCAUUAUGUUAUGCGAGCCCAACUCGUCUUCGUGACCUAUUCUAGCAAACGAGUGACAGUAUUGAUUCAAAAGCGAACGUCUAUCGCAGUUAUUUCGAGAUGUGAUCUUCAUGUCCUACUGCAAUCUCAUUCCAACAACACCUAGUUAUGACUGAUUUCUUGCCUGAGCCGCCGUUCUUCCACCGUGUCCCAAGCCCUUGGAGACACAGACCAGCCCGAUACAUUCGCGGUCAACCCCAUAUAUCCAAUGGAUGGUAUCAAGACGAACGAAAACUGCGACACCCAAAAAUAUCGAAAGCUUUCAUCUGGCCAAAAGAUGGUAGAAAUGGUUCUAAGUUGGGUCGAAUGAAAGACAUUCUCCAAGGCAAAGGUCCAGACAUCUUCGUUGGCUCUGCGGCUGAUGCAAGAGAUUUUGUGGCCAAACGCCCAUCGCGAUCCCAAUGGUCCAAACAUGUCAAUCUCGAUGACCGUUUCUCGGAGCCCGCCUUCAACCCUACCAAGUUCGCCCCUUGGACAGAGGGAGGUGUGCUGUCAGGUGGACGUUCACGCGAAAUGGUUUACGACUUCCGUACGCGAAAGUAUGUAGAUCGGCAUCCUCGCAUGUGGACAGACGCGAGAUGGCAACCAGAUCCUUAUAAGAACAGAAAAUGGAACAUGUUUCCCGAAGCUCUGCGCGAUGUGUAUGGUGGUUGGUGGCAGGAUGGACGAUACCUACCAUUUCUUUAGGGUGGCCCAUUUAUGAACGACAUGGACAGACAUGUGUCGUAAUGCCUUGCUAAUUGGAAAAAGUCUUUCAGAUGCAGCCUUCGUGGGUCGCUUCCCAUAUAGUUUGAGGAGUCUCAGUCGUGCUGGCGACCUGUUUGCUUCGUCUUGCGGUGGGUGUCAGUGC